Pseudogymnoascus verrucosus is the source of this 1807-nucleotide messenger RNA. RefSeq lists its product as uncharacterized. Gene Ontology annotation, biological process: protein N-linked glycosylation. Bases 595 to 1731 code for a protein of 378 amino acids. The transcript has a single exon. Lineage: Eukaryota; Fungi; Ascomycota; Leotiomycetes; Thelebolales; Thelebolaceae. The record is from RefSeq and is a predicted model, not a curated record. Gene Ontology annotation, molecular function: glycosyltransferase activity.
ACUUCACAAAUCAACCAUGCACAGAUAAGUACCCUCCGUACCCACACGCCCUCCAUCCACACCCAUUUCCUCCCUCUCUUGCCCUGCAUCUCACCCAUCCACCCACCGCCCACCAAGUCCCUCUACUUCCCCCCCUAUGCGCUUUGUUGGCUACUACCUAAUAAUGACCUACCCGCCUAUUAAUUACCCCCUACCACCACGAAACACACACACACACACCCUCUAAGCUGGCUCACUCGCGACUGACCGACCACUGGCUACUUUUUCGCAUUUCCAUUGCUGACACCUUUACCAUCGUCGCUCUUUUCUUUCCUUUUCCAUCGCCAUGUCGUCGCUCUGAGAAGGGGAUUCAACUCAGCUUCAUAUCCUACAAAACAAACGCUACUACAUGACACCCUGACACCGAUAAUCGAACCCCUACACUUACCUGUCAUUCACCCACCUACCUCAAGCUUGCUGAUCACUACCCGAGCCCCCCCGGAUUCCAGGAGGACCCCUUCAACCACAACUCCCCCCUCACGACCACCACCUCGACCUACCUACCUACCUCUCCUCAACCACAGUAGUCUCGCACUCACCCACUCGUCGCCCACGAUGUCUAAAUCCUGGCUCUCCGAAGCCGCCAACCUCCAGCUCCCCAGCGCCGCCCAGAGCACCAAACAAUACAUCUCGCAGUGGAUACACAACAAGCGCUUCCUCCGCCUCGUCGCUGCCUCCUUCACCUUCCUCGUCAUCGGCCUUCUCUACUACAACACCCUCACCGGCACCGUCCCCGCCCUCGUCCCCUCCUCCAGCAUCAUCACCCCUCCGGCCCCAGCAGCCUCCGCCGCGCCCGCCGCGCCGCCCGUGCCAGCGGGGCCAAAAUACGCGUUCGCGACGCUCCUGUCGCCCAACUACCUCAAGGACGUCGACCAAACCGACAUCGCGAGCGAUGAAUACUUCCUCUCCACGCGCGUGCUGAACUACCAGCUCCGCACCUCGAACCACACCAAGUACGCCGACAAGAACGUCCCCUUCCUCGUCAUGUGCCCCCCCAACGUCGCGCAGAACAAGCGCGACAUCCUCGCCGCGGAGGGCGCGACCAUCGUCCCCGUCCCGCAUAUCAUGGCGGAUUGGAUCAAGGUCCCGCUGCCGACGUGGGUGGAGAUGCUGGAUAAACUGCUGCUGUGGUCGUAUACCGAUUAUGAGAAGAUCCUGUACCUCGAUGCGGAUGUGUAUCUUGUUGAGUCGCUGAAUGGGAUUUUUGAGGACGCGGCGGCGCAGGAUCAUGAGGUUAGCGUGGAGAAGACGCAUGAGAAUGAUGUGGGCAAGCUGCCGAAGAAGUAUACCCUCGCCGGCGUGGUCGAUGGAGGGUCGGGAAGCCGCGAGAAUCCUAUGAGUGCGAACUACAUGAACGCGGGAUUCUUCCUCAUCAGCCCGGAUAAAAUGCUCUACGACCACCUCAUGGCGUUCGUGGAUCGCCCAGACAGCUUCUCAGUCAGCAUGAUGGAGCAGAACCUCAUCAACGACGUGUUCAAGCAGGACGGCCCGAUGCCGUGGCAGAAGAUGGAUCCGAAGUGGGAUACGUCGUGCCCGGAGCCGGAGGAUGUGAAGAAGGGGUAUAAGACUAUUCACAGUAAGCUGUGGAAGGUGAAGGCGUCGCCGUGUGAUAUUGAUCCGGUUAUUGGGCGCAUGUGGUAUAAGACCCUUGGACACAUGGAGUCGCAUUAUGCGCAGAUUCCGUUGAGAUGAGAGGGGAUUGGGGGUGUGGUUGAUCUUUAAAAGUUAUCAAGUGAUACUGGGGGAGGCGUGCGUGGGAGUGGGGAAG